CAGAUUGAAGCUGGUGCAAAACGAGAGACGACUUCUUCGGAGGAAAAACACCAAGUUUGAAUCCAACCUUGUCGCUUGCAGCGCUUCCUUAAGCCUCGGACGUUUUCUUUCACGUUUGCAGUCCGGUCUCUUAGCAGCCGGACGACCUCACCAUCAACACGGCAGCUCUCUCAGCAAACCUGCGGGACAGCUUCGCGCUGCCGCCGCACAUGCUGGGUAUGCAGGCCAGCGAGGCGAUGCCCGUUGCAUCUAGCUUCGGACAUCGUCACACUCAAUCGUUCGCACCCAAGGCUUCCUUAGGUGGCGACGGCUUCGGCUUUCCGCAGUCAUCAUUCCACUCAGCUCAGCCGUCCAUUAGCAGUUAUGCUGAUAGGCACCCCCAGAGGAACACAAUACAGCCGAUCAACACAACGCGGCUACCAUCGACAGACAGCUACAACACUGCGAGCAUGCAGACGCCGCAAACGGGCUAUGACAUGAACUUCACUCCUCUUCUACCGUCGCAGCUGUUGAUGGGCAGUCCCUUUCAGGCCGGCUCGCCGUCUACUUUCCAGUCCCCGCAGUUCCAAAGCUUUUCCAACUUCUCUCAGCAGAACGCUGGUCCUCGUCACAACCAGCAGCAGCAGCAGCAUCAUAUGAGCAAUGCAUUCCACCAACAACAGCCGAUGUCUCCAACUGUCUUCAAUACCAUGGGCUCUCCGACAACGCUUGGUGCACCGUCCUACUUCGGAAUGCAGGCACCUACGACAAGCUUCAAUGCUCUAAAUGGAGCCAACCUGGGCGGCUACGGCCCUGCAAUGAACCUCGCUCCUGGCCUCAUGUCAGGUACAAGUCGUACCGUGUACCUAGGUAACAUUCCUCCGGAGACUUCUGCUGAAGAGAUUCUCGGUCACGUACGCAGCGGUCAGAUUGAGUCUGUCCGUUUGCUGCCAGACAAGAACUGUGCCUUCAUUUCAUUUCUGGAUGGCUCUUCAGCAACCCACUUCCACUCCGAUGCAAUCCUGAAGAAGCUCUCAAUCAAGGGUCAGGACAUUAAGAUCGGCUGGGGCAAGCCAUCUUCGGUGCCUACCUCAGUCGCGCUUGCUGUACAGCAGUCUGGUGCUUCGCGGAACGUCUACCUUGGAAACCUACCAGAGGAAGUAACGGAAGAUGAGCUGCGUGAGGACCUGAGCAAGUUUGGCCCCCUCGAUACCAUCAAGAUCGUCAGAGAGAAGGCUAUCGGCUUCGUCCACUUCUUGUCGAUAGGGAACGCCAUCAAGGCCGUUACGCAGCUGCCACAGGAGCCCAAAUGGCAGCCGCCACGCCGAGUCUACUACGGCAAAGACCGAUGUGCUUACGUCUCGAAAACCCAACAACAGAAUGCUGCCCAGUAUCUUGGCAUUGCGCCCGGCUACGCUCACGUGCUCAAUGGGGCCGACCGCGAUCUGAUCACGAACGCUCUAGCACAGCAGUCUGUCGCAGCUGCGGCAGUCGCGACCACUGCCGGCGGCGUUAAUAACCUCGGCAACCGUACGGUCUAUCUUGGCAACAUCCACCCAGAGACCACGAUCGAAGAGAUCUGCAACGUCGUUCGCGGUGGCUUGUUACAUCAUAUUCGCUACAUACCCGACAAGCAUAUCUGCUUUGUCACCUUCAUCGAUCCGACUUCUGCCGCGUCAUUUUACGCCUUGAGCAACUUGCAGGGCCUCAUGAUCCACAACCGCAGAUUGAAGAUUGGAUGGGGCAAACACUCCGGCGCUCUUCCUCCUGCGAUUGCACUCGCCGUUUCUGGCGGUGCUUCCCGUAACGUGUACAUUGGUAACUUGGACGAGUCAUGGUCCGAAGACCGCCUGCGUCAAGACUUCCAGGAGUAUGGUGAGAUUGAACUGGUCAACACCUUGCGAGAGAAGAGCUGUGCUUUCGUGAACUUUACGAACAUUGCAAAUGCGAUCAAAGCAAUCGAGGCAGUCAGAGGCAAGGAUGAGUACAAGCGCUUCAAGGUGAACUUUGGCAAAGACCGAUGCGGAAACCCGCCCAGACAUGUCCUCAAUGCGCAGCAGAUGCAGCAACAGCAACAGCAACAGCUAGGACUCACAGCUCAGUGUCGCCCGCGAGCUCAGGUGCCAAUGCUUACAAUCCUCUCAACGGACCGACUGCGUCUACAAUCUUCAACACAGGCAAUAACAACCCUCUUACAAUGUAUCUAGCCGCGACUCAACAACAUGUUCAAGCAGCGGCCGAGGCGUCGCAGCAGGCAGCUCAACAAACAGCGCAGCAGCAACGUAGCGAGUCGACUCCGUCUCCUUUCUCUGCUCAAACAUACCAAAACCAGCAGACUUACCAGCACCCACAAUCAGCAACGCAGCUUCAGAGCCAGCAGGCAUUUUACAGCUCACCUAAUGAAGUGACUUCGACGCGGUCUUCCGGCCUUGAGCCUCCGUCUCAACUGUACGGUCACGGGAGCCACCAGAGCAUGUACCUCACUAACGGCGCGGCGUCGCAUUCAUACAACAACUCGCAGAACCUUCGAGCCCAGCACAGCCGUACUCUGAGCUUGCCUGCAUUCUCACUACAGCAGGCGCAACAAGCCCAGCAGCAGCAACAACAAAGCCCCGCUGGAUAUGGUGGACUUAGCAACGGGCUUGGUGGUUAUGGCAGCGCAUAUGGUCUAGGUGUCAGCGGCGAAGGCACGUUGCCAGGGUGG
Molecule: messenger RNA, 2683 nt
Organism: Baudoinia panamericana UAMH 10762
Lineage: Eukaryota; Fungi; Ascomycota; Dothideomycetes; Mycosphaerellales; Teratosphaeriaceae
Exons: 3
Coding region: 210-2186 (658 amino acids)
Biological process (GO): mRNA splicing, via spliceosome
Cellular component (GO): cytoplasmic stress granule
Molecular function (GO): mRNA binding
Source: RefSeq, a predicted model, not a curated record